GGUCUGCCCGAUCCCGCUGGGUGCCCCGUGUCACCGUUGCCUCGCUCGGUGGAGCUGCUGCAGGCCUGUGCGCGCGGGCUUGGAAUAUGGUUGGGGAAAAGGAAGCCAAGGAGAAGCUGAAGCCGAGCCCCGAUUACCUGAUGCAGCUGAUGAACAACAAGAAGCUGAUGAGCAGCCUCCCCAACUUCUGCGGGAUCUUCAACCACCUCGAGUGGCUGCUGGACGAAGAAAUUAGCAGAGUACGGAAAGACAUGUAUAAUGGCACAUUAAAUGGUAGUACAGAGAAUGCAGAAUUACCAGAUGCUGUGGGACCUAUUGUCCAGUUACAAGAGAAACUAUAUGCACCUGUAAAAGAAUAUCCAGAUUUUAACUUUGUCGGAAGAAUCCUUGGGCCCAGAGAACUAACAGCUAAACAGCUUGAGGCGGAAACAGGAUGCAAGAUAAUGGUCCGAAGGAAGGGCUCAAUGAGAGACAAAAAGAAGGAAGAACAGAACCGAGGCAAGCCCAACUCGGAACACCUGAAUGAAGAUUUGCAUGUACUUAUCACUGUGGAGGAUGCUCAAAACAGAGCAGAAAUAAAACUGAAGAGGGCUGCUGAAGAAGUGAAAAAGUUACUGAUACCUGCAGCAGGAGAAGACAGCCUUAAAAAGAUGCAGCUGAUGGAGCUUGCAAUUCUGAAUGGCACCUACAGAGAUGCCAACAUCAAAUCACCAGCCCUUGCCUUUUCUCUUGCAGCAACAGCCCAGGCUCCAAGGAUCAUUACUGGGCCUGCGCCUGUUCUCCCACCAGCUGCCCUGCGUACUCCUACACCAGCUGGCCCUACCAUAAUGCCUUUGAUCAGACAAAUACAAACCGCUGUCAUGUCAAACGGAACUCCUCAUCCCACCGCUGCAAUAGUGCCACCAGGACCCGAAGCUGGUUUAAUUUACACCCCGUACAAGUACCCCUACACACUGGCACCAGCUACAUCAAUCCUUGAGUAUCCCAUUGAACCUAGUGGUGUAUUAGGUGCGGUGGCUACUAAAGUUCGAAGGCACAAUAUGCGUGUCCAUCCUUACCAAAGGAUAGUGACCGCAGACCUAGCUGCCACCGGCAACUAACCUAUGACCUUCUGACCUCUGAACUCUUCACCCAAUGAUGACCUGACCAUGCCUGCCUGCUGAUCAGUUAACUGGUAAUCGCCUUUGCUUGCCUGUCUUCAGUGCAGUGAGCUGGGGCACUUGUCCGUUCGUCUUACCAUCUAAGAAAACAAGAAAUUGUUUGUCCUCCAACUCCGCUUUUUGUGUUCUCCUGUCUGGGUGAAAGUGGUUCUAGAACCUGCACUGAAUAGUAGUAAAGCAAUAAGGUCCAAUUCAUCCCUCCGCACUGAUCAUCCUCUAGCGUCCCACCCCAAGCAAACGGUAAGGAGGUCUCUCACGAGAUGGAGACAGAUGUCCCUUAACAACCGAUGACAGUGGCAGUUACUGUGAGAGACUUCUAGGAAUAUUUUUCUUCUCAAAAAAAGAAGUCAAAGCUCUCUCUGAAUGUACUGUGUGAUGAUGCAUCAUGCAUGAACCUUUGGUCAGGGAUGUCAUUGGUGAAGGGAUUCCAAAAAGUAUUCAAAAUUUGACAUGCUGUUUAGUCCACUACCAGUGCCCUCAAAGGGCGGAAGUCGCAGCCUUUUUUCUAUUGCCUGCCAAAUUGGAUGUUU
Coturnix japonica (Japanese quail) is the source of this 1690-nucleotide messenger RNA. Lineage: Eukaryota; Metazoa; Chordata; Aves; Galliformes; Phasianidae. The record is from RefSeq and is a predicted model, not a curated record.